AAAUGGCUUCCAAAAGCUGGACAAAAUCAAAGACUCUAAUAGACAAAGUAAACAGCUUGAGGAGCUUACAGGGAAGAUGCGGGAGUGUAAAAGAUUGAUUAAAGAAUUGGACCGUGAAAUCAAAGACGAGGAAAGUAGAAAUCCUGCGGAGGUGAACAAGCAGCUUAAUGAUGAGAAACAAUCCAUGAUAAAAGAGUUAAAUUCAUAUGUAGCUUUGAGGAAAACGUACAUGAACACUCUUGGGGGUAAAAGAGUUGAACUUUUUGAUAUGGGAACUGGUUCUAGCGAGCCAGUAGCUGAUGAGAAUGUUCAAGUGGCAUCAGAGAUGUCGAACCAGGAGCUUGUUAAUGCUGGAAUGAAGACAAUGGAUGAAACUGACCAAGCCAUUGAACGCUCCAAACAAGUUGUUCACAAAACUAUUGAAGUGGGUACACAAACUGCAACUACUUUGAAGGGCCAAACUGAACAAAUGGGUCGCGUGGUAAAUGAAUUAGACACUAUCCAGUUCUCCAUUAAAAAAGCAUCUCAGCUCGUGAAGGAGAUUGGUAGACAGGUGGCUACAGAUAAAUGCAUCAUGCUAUUUCUGUUUCUGAUUGUUUGCGGAGUAAUUGCCAUAAUUGUCGUGAAGAUACUGAACCCCAAUAAUCGAAACAUACGGGAUAUUCCUGGACUAGCUCCACCGGCUCCUACUACAAGGAGGUUGUUGUAUCUAAGAAAAACACAAGGCACAGUAUUGUUCGAGUAA
Molecule: messenger RNA, 745 nt
Organism: Striga hermonthica
Lineage: Eukaryota; Viridiplantae; Streptophyta; Magnoliopsida; Lamiales; Orobanchaceae
Source: the annotation of a GenBank genome assembly